Messenger RNA from Dothidotthia symphoricarpi CBS 119687, 828 nucleotides. Its product is annotated as urease accessory protein UreG. The record is from RefSeq and is a predicted model, not a curated record. Lineage: Eukaryota; Fungi; Ascomycota; Dothideomycetes; Pleosporales; Dothidotthiaceae. Gene Ontology annotation, molecular function: GTPase activity; nickel cation binding. The coding region runs from base 1 to 828 and encodes 275 amino acids. The transcript has 3 exons.
AUGUCUCACGGCCAUUCUCAUGAUAGCGGCGCGUCACACUCGCAUGCCGCCGCUGACCACGGGCACACGCACGAGAUCCUCGAUGGUCCGGGAAGCUUUCUGGGACGCGAGCUCCCAAUCAUCGAGGGCAGGGAUUGGGAGGACAGGUCUUUCACUGUGGGGAUUGGAGGUCCCGUUGGUUCCGGCAAAACUGCCCUCAUGCUAGCUCUCUGCAAACAACUGCGAGCACGCUACUCGAUAGCAGCCGUUACAAACGACAUCUUCACACGUGAGGACUGCGAGUUUCUGACGAAGAACCAUGCUCUACCCGCCGAGCGCAUCGUCGCCGUUGAAACGGGUGGCUGUCCCCACGCCGCCGUCCGUGAAGACAUAUCCGUGAACCUCACCACGCUCACAAACCUGCACCAUAAGUUUGACACAGACCUCCUGCUCAUCGAGUCCGGCGGCGACAAUCUUGCAGCAAACUACUCGCGCGAACUCGCCGACUUCAUCAUCUACGUGAUUGACGUUGCAGGCGGGGACAAGAUUCCCCGCAAGGGAGGGCCGGGCAUCACGCAGUCGGAUUUGCUGGUCGUAAACAAGAUCGAUCUGGCGGAGGCUGUGGGCGCGGACCUGAAUGUCAUGGAGCGCGAUAGCAGGAGGAUGCGCGAGGGUGGGCCCACAAUCUUUGCUGUGGUGAAGAGCAAUCAGGGCGUGGAUGCAAUUGUGGAUCUGAUACUGUCGGCUUGGAAGGCUUCCGGUGCGACGCAGGCACGAAAGAACAAGUUUGAGCCAACGGAUAUGGUUGAGAACGAGGAGGGGAAAGAGCGGAGCUACAGCAUGGCGUGA